This is a messenger RNA of Malassezia vespertilionis, 489 nucleotides long. RefSeq lists its product as uncharacterized. Bases 1 to 489 code for a protein of 162 amino acids. The record is from RefSeq and is a predicted model, not a curated record. Gene Ontology annotation, cellular component: endoplasmic reticulum. The transcript has 3 exons. NCBI's taxonomy places the organism in Eukaryota, Fungi, Basidiomycota, Malasseziomycetes, Malasseziales, Malasseziaceae.
AUGACGCUUUACCGGCGGUACGUCGACUUGCUGUACUUUUUGUACUUUGCCAUGCACCUUUUUGCAAGUGUGUGCAUCGACAAUUACCUCGUCAAGAGCGCGGAUCCGCUCUUGCCGAACGCAUGGCUCCCACAGUAUACCUGGUUCCGCAUCUCUCUCCUGAGCGAGUUCGUGUUUCAGCUGCCCGUAUUUGCGAUCGGGCUCUAUGCAAUGUGGAACAGUACGUCGAUCCGCAUACUCACAGCAGACGAGAAGCGGUGGUACCCAUUGCUAGCCACAUACGGUGCGAUUGGAUGCUUUACGACUAUGCAAUGUAUCGCGACGGUAUUGUUGGGCGAGGAACGCGCCGCUCUCACCCCUGCAAACCUGCGAUUCCUCUUGCAGAACUAUGUGCCUUUUAUGCUCAUUCCCGGCGUAAUUGCAGUCGACUUUACCUUGCGCAGCAUGCGUUUGCUCUCUGUGCACAAGAAGCAGGAAAAAGGGCAGUAG